This is a messenger RNA of Cynara cardunculus var. scolymus (artichoke), 2242 nucleotides long. Its product is annotated as mitochondrial carrier protein MTM1-like. The record is from RefSeq and is a predicted model, not a curated record. The transcript is spliced from 10 exons. Bases 746 to 1987 code for a protein of 413 amino acids. NCBI's taxonomy places the organism in Eukaryota, Viridiplantae, Streptophyta, Magnoliopsida, Asterales, Asteraceae. Gene Ontology annotation, biological process: mitochondrial transmembrane transport.
CUUAUCAUUUUCAGGUCUUAUCUUAGAUGAUAUAUACUAGAUUUAUUUGGUUUGGUUUGGUUUAUAUUCAAAACAUUAGGCAAUGUAGACCCGGCAGUUUACUUGGUAGUUGUAGGAUUGUGUAGAAAAUGAAGGGUGGUCAUGCAUGCCGAUGAAGUGGUCGAUCUGACCGUCGCGUGACGAUUUGAUUGUGGAUUGGGGUGGUGAUGAGAGGGCAACACGACGACUGGAAGACUUACGUUAGUGUGGUCAAAGACGGGUGUUAGUCGUUGAACCUCCGAUGCAAAAGAAAAUGGUCCAUAACAAGAAGUGUUGUUUAUUUUGUCAUUUAUAAAUGCAACUAGAUGGGAAAAUUGAGCAAAUUGACUAGUGAUUUUACUUGGUGAUGUGAGACAAGUUGUUACUUUAUUUAUAAAAUAAAGAAAUUACUUCUUUCUAAAGAUGAAAAAUACACAUUUUAGGCAAAAUGACGUGUUAAUUUUGGAGUGAGGAGGUUGGUGCCACUGCCACCUCCCCAACAUCUGGUGGUCUGCGGAUUGGUUCAACGCCACGAAUCCUCGUCUUUCUCCAUGCAAAAACCAGAUGACCUCAUCUUGAUCCUCUACAAUUUCUUCAUUGGGGCAUUACGUCGAACAUAUCAGAUCCUCACAAUUUGUGAAACAACUCCUGCACUCGUGUCCAUCCAUUAUUUUCAAUUUUCUAUUUUCUAUAACCAUAUCUACCAUUGAAAGUGGUAGUCCGAGGAAUGGUGAGCUCCUCAUCCAGGCAGGGUUUGCGUUUGUCGGCGUCGAUGAGCGCAGACGCAUCAUCAUCUGGAGUUGAUCUUCACGGAAAAGUUUCUACUGACACGUUCAAUCAGGUUUCUGAUUAUUCGAUGGUGUCUCCAUCUUCUAAUUUCAAUUUGGGUUUCUCAGAAAGGGCAUUCUCCGCCGCCGGCGCUGCUUUUUUAUCCGCCAUCAUAGUCAACCCCCUCGAUGUCGCCAAGACAAGGUUACAAGCUCAGGCUGCUGGUGUUGCUUAUCAGAAUCUAAGCCACACAUGCUCCUUUGAAACUAACACGAUGUUGCCAGAUAGAAGAUGUUUCCCAUCAUGCCACCGUUCAGUUCUUGGUAAACCAUCAUGUGCUCCAGACUCUUCUCAAUAUAAGGGCACUCUAGAUGUCUUCAACAAAAUUAUACGUCAGGAAGGAUUUGGCAGACUCUGGAGAGGCACAAGUGCAAGUUUAGCAUUGUCUGUGCCCACAGUGGGCAUCUACUUGCCUUGUUAUGACAUUUUCCGCAAUUUUUUGGAAGAAUUUUCAUCGCAAAAUGCACCAAGCAUGACUCCUUAUGUCCCACUAGUUGCAGGCUCUGUUGCCCGUUCACUGGCUUGUAUUACUUGUUAUCCUGUUGAACUUGCAAGAACACGUAUGCAGGCAUUUAAAGAUACCCUCCAUGCUAAAAAGCCUCCGGGAGUGUGGAAGACGCUAGUUGGGGUUGUCUCCACGAACAGAAGCACGAAUAACCUUCGAAGUUCCUUACAUAGCUUUCGAUUCUUAUGGACUGGCCUUGGGGCGCAACUAGCUCGUGAUGUUCCAUUCUCUGCAAUUUGCUGGGCUACUCUUGAGCCUGUCAGGAGACAACUAUUAGCCAUGUCAGGUGAUGGAACUAACCCCGUCACUGUUCUUGGUGCAAACUUCUUUGCUGGCUUUGUUGCAGGAUCGCUUGCAGGUGCGUCUACAUGUCCCUUGGACGUUGCAAAGACCCGGCAUCAAAUAGAGAAAGAUCAAGUACGAGCAUUGAAGAUGACAACGAGACAAACAUUGGUUGAAAUAUGGAGCAGGGAUGGAGGAACGAAGGGACUGUUCAUGGGAGUCGGGGCUCGAGUUGGACGUGCGGGGCCAUCAGUUGCUAUCGUAGUAUCCUUCUAUGAGUUCGUCAAGUAUGUUUUACACACACAAAAACUAACUAAUACUCAAACUUCAACUACAGGAGGAGGAAGGUGUUGAUUGUUAUUGUUAUUGUUAUUGUUAUUGUUAUUGUUAUUGUUAUUGGUGAUAUCAUGGUAAAUAUACAAAAACUAACUAAUACUCUAUAUUUUAUUUUGCUAUUAAAUUUCAGUGUUAUUUAUGUGGUUUUAUGAAAACUGUCGAUUCCAAGUCAUACAUACCUGUGGUGUAAAACCUUAUUUUUAAAUCGAGAAUGAAUAAUUAAUAAAAUCAAAAUUAAAAAAUAUAGAAUCAUUCGUAAGCAUACAUAUUUUG